Molecule: messenger RNA, 2675 nt
Organism: Andrographis paniculata
Lineage: Eukaryota; Viridiplantae; Streptophyta; Magnoliopsida; Lamiales; Acanthaceae
Product: probable serine/threonine-protein kinase At1g54610
Exons: 8
Coding region: 633-2387 (584 amino acids)
Biological process (GO): positive regulation of transcription elongation by RNA polymerase II; protein phosphorylation
Cellular component (GO): nucleus; cyclin-dependent protein kinase holoenzyme complex
Molecular function (GO): ATP binding; RNA polymerase II CTD heptapeptide repeat kinase activity; cyclin-dependent protein serine/threonine kinase activity
Source: RefSeq, a predicted model, not a curated record
AAGAAGACAGUGUUAAGUAAAUCAAUUUCAGUUUCUGCUCUGGUCAAAAUCAUCCCACAGCACUUUUUUGGUGCUCUCCGGAGAUUUUGCUCCCAACUUUUUUGUUUUUUUCGAUCAAAUCGUAGACGCGCAAGCGCAGAUCUGCUGUUUGAUCGAAUUCUGCACUCGCAUUUUUCGAUUUUCAACAAUCUUGGUUUUUUUUUUUUUUUUUUUUUUUUUUUGAGGUUUGAAAUUGGGUUUUGGGAAGAUUUGAUUUGCUGGUUGUGUUUUUGGGCUGUUAAUCUGGAAGAGAAAGAUUGGCAGAGAAGGAAGGCGCAAUAAAUUCCAUUAAUGAUAGUUCGUACUGUAUUGUAGUGAGCUAGGGUUUCUGUUUGUAAAUGUUGGAGAUUGUUGCACGCCUGAGCGUUUUUGACUAGGUUGUUUGAUUAUUUCUCGGCCUUGUGACUGCAUUUAUUCAGGUGGUCAAUUGAGUGAGUGAGUGAUGAAUUGAUUGAUCCGCGGUGGAGCUUCAAAAUUUUGGAAUGUUUUCGAAUCUGGUGGAGCUCUUGGAUUGGUGAUCUUAGGGUUAAUGGUUUGGAUGAGGUUCAAGAGUAUGCUUUGUCGUGAGAAAUGAGGUUUUGUGUUAUUGAGCAAUGGGGUGUGUUUUUGGGAAAGAGAUUCAGUCGGCUAGUGCGCUGAGGAGGAGUGAAGCUGUAGUGAAAAAUGAUGGAGGUAAGGAAGGGGAAAAGGAUCUCACGGAUAGGUCAGGUAGGAAGGAGAAAGUAGUGGUUGGAUCAGCGAGUAAAUCACAGGAGGAUGAUGUUGCUGCUGGUGGAGCUCUGAAUGGUGGCGAGCACAAAGAUGAGGAUCGAAAGAAAGAGCAUUCGAGGCGUCCGAGGGGGGAGAGGAGACGGUCCCGAGCAAAUCCACGGCUAAGUAAUCCACCAAAGCAUAUCCAUGGUGAGCAAGUGGCUGCUGGAUGGCCUUCCUGGCUCUCUGCUGUGGCCGGAGAAGCUAUCAAUGGCUGGACGCCUCGUCGGGCUGAUUCAUUUGAGAAAAUUGACAAGAUUGGACAAGGCACUUAUAGCAAUGUGUAUAAAGCUAGAGAUACUAUCAGUGGAAAGAUUGUUGCAUUAAAGAAGGUUAGAUUUGAUAAUUUGGAACCCGAGAGUGUGAGGUUUAUGGCAAGGGAGAUCUUGAUUCUGCGCCGUCUGGAUCAUCCGAAUGUUGUGAAAUUGCAAGGGCUGGUAACAUCAAGAAUGUCGUGUAGUUUGUAUCUAGUGUUCGACUAUAUGGAGCAUGAUCUGGCGGGCCUUGCUUCGAGCCCUGGAAUAAAGUUUACCGAGCCUCAGGUAAAAUGCUACAUGUAUCAGUUGUUGUCGGGCCUUGAGCAUUGCCACAAACGCCAUGUGUUGCAUCGUGAUAUUAAGGGGUCGAAUCUACUGAUUGAUGAUGGAGGGGUUCUUAAGAUCGCUGAUUUUGGCUUAGCUUCCACCUUUGACCCUAAUAACAAGCAGCCCAUGACUAGUCGGGUUGUUACCCUUUGGUAUAGGCCACCCGAGCUGCUUCUUGGUGCCACUGAGUACGGUGUGGGUGUAGACUUGUGGAGUGCAGGAUGCAUUUUAGCUGAGCUUUUUGCUGGGAAGCCCAUCAUGACCGGCAGAACUGAGGUGGAACAGCUGCACCGGAUUUUCAAGCUCUGUGGUUCUCCAUCAGAAGAAUAUUGGAAAAAGUCGAGGCUUCCUCAUGCAACUAUAUUCAAACCGCAGCAAUCAUACAAAAGAUGCAUAAGGGAAACAUUUAAAGAUUUUCCUUCAUCUUCACUGCCUUUAAUCGAUACUCUCCUUUCAAUUGAUCCUAGUGAGCGCAAAACUGCCACAGCUGCACUAAGUAGUGAAUUCUUCACAACCAAGCCGUAUGCAUGUGAUCCCUCAAGCCUCCCAAAAUACCCACCUAGUAAAGAGAUGGAUGCUAAACGCCGUGAUGAAGAAGCUCGGAGAUUGAGAGCAGCUGGUAAAGCUCAAGCUGAUGUGAAGAAAACAAGAACACGCGAUCGGGGAUUACGUGCCAUUCCUGCACCUGAAGCCAAUGCAGAGCUGCAAGUCAAUAUUGAUAGACGUCGCCUAAUCUCACACGCGAAUGCAAAAAGCAAAAGUGAAAAAUUCCCCCCACCGCAUCAAGAUGGAGGAAUUGGUUAUCCUUUGGGGUCAUCUCAGCACAUUGACCCGACCUUUGAUCCUCCCGACAUACCAUUCUCUUCCAUGAACUUCUCAUAUGCCAAAGAGCCUAUUCAAACUUGGUCUGGCCCAUUAGUUGAUUCUGUCGGGGGAAGAAAAAUGAAGCAGCCGAAGAAAGAUCAUUGGAAAGACAAGGGAUCUAAUAUGUACAAUGAGAAACAUGUGUUAUAAUACUUUAUUAGCUUAUACAUGUCGGCAGAUCAACCACACGGAGGUGCAGCGACUGCAAGUUUACGCUGCUGUUAUGACUGCACCGGGAAAUAUUACCGAAAUCAUAUCAGAGGUAAACAUUCGAAAAAAAAGAACAAAACUUAUCUAUUUUUCUCCAGAAUUCCUUGUUUCUGCUUAUGGGUUUUACACGAUCAUGACAGGCAUUAUUUUUUUCUUAUUUCUUUCUGGUUACAAAUGUCAUUUUUUCUUUAAGCAUUAUAAUUACGAGCUGAACUCGAUUUCUUUGUU